Capronia epimyces CBS 606.96 is the source of this 2232-nucleotide messenger RNA. RefSeq lists its product as uncharacterized. The record is from RefSeq and is a predicted model, not a curated record. Lineage: Eukaryota; Fungi; Ascomycota; Eurotiomycetes; Chaetothyriales; Herpotrichiellaceae. The coding region runs from base 1 to 2232 and encodes 743 amino acids. The transcript is spliced from 2 exons.
AUGGCCAGCGAUAUCGAGGAGACGGAGAGACUCUGCCAACUUCCCGGUCAAGAAUGUCAGACAAACCGUCGUGAUACGAGACUACGCCACCAGGCAACGAUCAAAGGCAACGGUUCGACAUCAGUUGCCAAUUUUGCCAGCCAAUAUUCGGAUGAAAAAGACGACGUGCCGACGAAAAGACGAAAUGGAGACCAUGACUCAGACAAGGACUACGAGGAAGAAUGUUCAGACACACGCUCAGCGGAAGCUCAGAACGACAAUCUGACCCUCAAAAACAAGCGUAGGAACCUCCCAGCCAGUCUUGAAACUGCCCGCAAGAGAGUCAGAUCACUUGAGGAAAAUCUGGACGAAUCAAACAGGGAGAAAGAGGCUUUGAGAGUGCAGGUGCAGAAUCUCAAUUCUCAUCUCAAAAGCGAAAGAGGAAAGAACGAGAAUCUCAAUUCUCAACUCAAAAAAGCAAGAGAAAAGAACGAGAAUCUCAAUUCUCAACUCAAAAAAGCAAAAGAAAAGAACGAGAAUCUCAAUUCUCAACUCAAAAAAGCAAGAGAAAAGAUCGACACGCUCGAGGGGAAUCUUCGAGAGAUCUGCAGUGAAAAACUCGACCUAGUCGGCGCCGAUGACAAUGACAUGAAGGUAAUUCCCGAUGAUGUUGUCAGCAGCGAUUUAGAUCGGAUUUUCCAAGAAACCAGACUCUUUUCGUACAAGUGGUCCUUCAAAGCAUGGAGAGAAGCAAGCGAGCAGCAGCACCAGAAAGCUGUGACUUACCUUACAGCCAAUUCUGCCCAGCCGUUUGCCUCGGAGCGCUGCGUGCAGGCUGUUGAGCAGAAGGAAAUUCGUCCAAAGACCAUCGUUCAUGCCCUAGUCAACCAGUUUGUCUGCGAGAACACGUUCCAACGACCAUUUGCAAACCUCAAGGGACUCUUGGCUAAUGGCUCAACGAUGAAUGUGGAAAAGGCGAUGGGUUCAUUCAUACGACUGGCCGAGCUAGGGUCCAUGGAAUCGUCAAAUCUGGCCCGGGUGAGCAUCCUCCGUGCUCUCGAGCCACCACGAGUGUCCGGGCCUGAGCAGCUGGCCCAGUCGGAACUAUUCCAACAUAGAAAGCAGGUACGCGAAAAACAUUGUCAGACUACCUGCGAUAGAUUCUUUCCGACAUACGGGGCUCUCCUCAAACCUGUCGAUGAACAGGAUCGACAAACCCGCAGAGCCGAAUUUCUCCAGCUUGUCACAGACGCCUUUGAACUGUCUUCCCAGUUGGCACUCCAUCACCCUGUCGUCCAAGCAUUCUUUCUUAACGAGAUGCCAGACCCUUUAUUUGAGGUCAAGCAUGAGCAUUUCGACCCCCACCGUGGAAUGAAAUUGAAAGAAGACGACGAUGACGAUGAUGGGCGCGACCCGAAACUGAUCGGCAUUGACGGACAAGCCAUAGACUUGGUGAUCGAACCCAUGGUUAGGAGAUGUGGAGAUAACAGUGGGAGACACUACGACAGGAUCAAAGUGUUGCAUAAAGGCGUGGUCUGGGUGGUUGCGGAUGAGGAUUUGGGCCUGACAACUCAGGAAAUUCCAAAACAAUCGGAGCCAGUUCCAACCGCAGCCCCAGCCAGAGCACAUGCGACCUCUGCCACGGAGCAGCCUCCAGACAGCAGCCCAGCCCAGCACCAGGCUAGACUCCUUGACCCGUUCAUACAGUCUCCUUCGACCAAUGUUCGACCGGCCACCCCAGGAGUGCCAGCACAAAAGGAAAAUCAUAUGUCACUCAUCUGCGCACCCGACCUCAAUUUUAAGCCCGGUCGAUCCCGACUUAGCCCGUUGGAAAGUCAGGCGGAAGCAAAACGUGAGCGAUGUGCUAUCAAAUCUGAGAAUAUGAACGGAGAGGGUCCCUCCAUCUCGCCUUCUCCGAGUUCCUGGACUCACGACAGCGCGCCGACUACGCAUCCUCCCUCAUCCCCGAGUCUUGUUUUGCCAUAUUGGAUGGGCGAAGUUGAUAAGUCUUUCGAGGGGCUAGAAAAGCGCAAGGGCUUAGGCAUACAGGAAGAGUGUCCAGAGCAGCAGAAGGGAGAGAUGUCCAAGAGUUUUACUUGGCCUCCAACACAGCAUUCGGAGAAAAAGCGCAAGAACAAGGGUUCGGGUCCUGAAGAGCCCCCUCCCAAAGACGAUGCGGGGAGUGAACCAUCGACUCGCAAGAAAGCGGUAAGCAUGUUGUCUCACGGCCCACAAGGUGGUUUUGAAUUCUAA